This is a messenger RNA of Naegleria gruberi, 3581 nucleotides long. Its product is annotated as ankyrin repeat domain-containing protein. Bases 1 to 3561 code for a protein of 1186 amino acids. Gene Ontology annotation, molecular function: protein binding. Lineage: Eukaryota; Heterolobosea; Eutetramitea; Acrasida; Naegleriidae. The transcript has 5 exons. The record is from RefSeq and is a predicted model, not a curated record. Gene Ontology annotation, biological process: protein homooligomerization.
AUGGCCCGAACCAAACAAACGGCAAGGAAAGUAAGCUCAUCCUCCGCCUUCGAACAUCAGAAGAAACGCAAAGCAGAAGAACCAAGCUCUUCGUCAUCUUCAUCCUAUGCACCAAAACCAUCAUCAUUUUCCUCUUCAAAAGAUGAUCCACAAUACAUCAAAGAGAGAGAAGAAUUAGAAACAGUCCGAAUUGAUGCUCUCCACAAAAUCGAUGAAGAAAGGAGAAGAAAUCAACAAAAGAUGAAGGAAAUCGAAGUUCUAGAAAAGUUUAAUGGCAACAAGAUGGAUGACCAACAAGAUGAUCAUCUGAAUAGUGAAAAGGUGAAGGAAAUCUUGCAAUCAGGUGAAAAUAUUGUCAAAUUGAUGGUCGGAGGGAAAAUGUUUGUUACCUCACUUUCUACCAUUAAUAGAAGAGAGAAUAUGAUCAAGACCAUGUUGAAUUCUGAUUUUAAGGUUGAUCGUGAUGAGAAUGGCUGUAUCUUGUUGAGUGAGAGUAAUCCAGAUUAUUUUCCAAUCAUUUUGGAGCAUAUUAGAACUGGAUCCACCACAUAUGUAGGUUUGUGGGAAAAUAUAACUGAAGAUACCAUUGAAAAGUUAAAAGCUUUGCUGAUAGAAUCUGAUUACUUUGGUACAAGUAAAUUAAGUGCAAGAGUUGCCGAAUUGAUCAAGCAACACAAUUCCAAUCAAAGACACCAAAGAAUGGAAGAAAAGGAAGAUACACCUGAAAUCAAAGAAUACAGAGUUUCUCAACAUAACACUCUCCAUUCUAAUCAAAACGAAAGUGAUGAAAAAUGGUUGGAUAUGUUUUCAAAGCUUACACUCAAGGAAAAGACUGUCAUGGAAGACUUUUUGAAAAAGGCUGAGGUUGAUCUUGAACAGGAAAGAGAAGAACUCAGAAAAAGAGAGGCCUUUUUGAAAAAGGAACCAAUUGUUUUCAAUGUAAGAGGUGUGAAAUUUUGCAUUGGUAUUGAAAAGUUACUUGUCCAUCCAGAAAGUAUUUUCCCUCAAUUGAUUCAAGCAAGUACCAACCGUGAAAUAUUCCUUGACAGAGAUAGUGAAGUCUUUUCUGUAUUGUACGAAUAUUUGGAGAGUGCAACCUUCACUUCAGUCCCAAGAGAAAUGUCUCAGAGAAAACUGGUUUACAAAGAGGCCAAAGAAUUCAAACUCCAAGGACUUUUAGACUUUUUAGAUCCUCUUCGUUAUCCAAUCGAAGAUAUUGGAUCUAAUAAUUUAAAAAUCAAAAAAGAGGAAGACUUUUUGAGAAAUUUAUAUGUUUCAGAUAGAGAAAAUCAGAUUCUUUCAGAUCCUUACAUUCAUUUGGUUAGUGUUUUUGGUAAUGAACAUUCUACCAGAGAAUUACUCAAACCAUGCGAUCCUCCAAGUACCCUACCUUUGCUUUUUGAUUUUGAAAACCCUGUUGAAUGUUCUGAACUUAUCAAUGAAUAUUCAAGACUCAAAUUGCCACCAAUCCCAGAAAUUGUUUCUGAUAGAGAAGAAUUCUUCACUCAAUUUAACGCUCUAACUUGUGGUCUAUUUAAAGAUAUGGAUUGGAGUAAUGUAUUCGCAGCAGGUGGUGGAAUUUUGGCAUGCAUGCUCAAAGCUAAAUUGGAUAGAAAAGACUUGCUACAAGAAAACCGUUACAGUAGAUUUCAAAAGGUUGAUCCUUUCCAAGGUGGAGUAAUGCAACAAGCAAAGAAAAAAGUGCUCUGGGAUGAGGAUGAUGGUUCUAAUUCUGAUAAUGAUAAUGGGUCUGUUGCAGAUGGAUAUUUUUCAGCAACAAGUUCUGAGGACGAUAAACCUGUUCGAGCCAAAAAAGCAAGCUCAUUCAAAAAAUACGAACAAGAUGAUUUGGAUGAAGAACUUUUCAACUAUUUUAGAAAAUCCUAUUGGAAAAACAGUGAUAUAGAUUUAUUCAUUUAUGGUUUGGAUGAAAAGGAAGCCGAAAAGAAGAUUUUUUACCUUUUUGAAUUAUUCAAAAAGAAUAUCAAAAACAUUCCACAUUUUGCAAAACCAGAAAAUGCAAAUGAUAGCAACAAGUUCAACAAGCUCACUAAAAAAUCCAAAAAAUACUCCUCUCCAAAGUCCACCGAAGAAGGCACAAAUUAUGAUGAUAUUUUGUUGAUCAGAACUGAAAAUGCUAUUACAUUCAAGUUUAUCAGCUCAGUAAGGACAGUGCAAGUAAUUUUGAGAAUUUACAAAUCUCCAGCUGAAGUCUUAAUUGGAUUCGAUGUGAAUUGUUGUUGUGUUGGUUUUGAUGGCUCUCAAGUUUACGCAUUACCAAGAGCCAUUCAAGCCAUAAAGACAAGAUGCAAUAUUGUAGACGUUGAUAGACAAUCUACAACUUACGAAUUAAGGUUAACCAAGUAUGCUCUCCGUGGCUUUAGAGUUGGAGUAGCUGGCUAUGAAGAAAAAAGAGUUCAAAAUGAUAUUUUGAUAGGGGAUCAUUUCUACAAACAUAAUAGAAGAUACUUUAGACAGCCUCAACCAAGAGCCAAACUUCAUAAUGUCACAGGUCUUGCCAAAAUUCUCCUCAUCAGACAUGCCUAUAAGCAUGCCAAUUUUAGAGGAGGACUGAAAUCAAUUGGAGCAGGAAAUGAUGUUGAAUCUGCCGAAAAGACGGUUUCCAAGUCAAAAUAUCAUGACUAUACACAAAUUCGUCUUCCUAGGUACAGUUGGAAUUCUGAAUUUAUAUCUGCUAGUCAGCUUUUUAAUCACAUUAAGGCAAGAACAACAUACGUAGUUGAGGAGAAAAAGAUGAAACUAUUCUUUGAGUAUUCACUUAACGAUAUUAAUGGAAUUAUUCAACCAAAGGAACCAAAGAGUGACCUCCCUCCACAUUUGGAAUUUAUAACAUAUGAGCCAACCCGUCAAUAUGUUGUUGGCUCAUUCCAUCCACAUAAUAGAAACUUUUUUAGAGAUGCCUAUGUUGAUGAAAAAAUAGAGAACAAGUCAGUAGGAAAGAAAAAGUUUACCAAGUAUCAAUGGAUACUUGGGAUAGGCUCUGGUAGAAAUGUACUUGGUGAAGAAGAAGCAAAACUAGUGGAACAAGCAUACAGGUUAUUCAAAGCUCAAAAGUCAAGCUCAAAAAAGGCUACAAAUUCUCUAUACGAACUCUCUAAUGGCAACACAAUUAACUUUCAAACAAUGAGCUUAGAAUCAAAAAUGAACAAAUCUUGGUAUCGGUCUAGAAAAUUAGUAUUGAGAACUCGUGAAUCUCACAUUUAUGUCAAGAGAUCCAAAGACGAGCUCACAAACAUUCAUGAAGUAUUGGAUGACGAAGAGGAAGAAACAGAAACAUGGAAAACUAAAAAGAGUGAAAAGAAGAAAGAAAGUUCAGAUGACGACUCUUCUGAUGGGUGUCCAUCACCAAAGAAGAUAGAGAAACCACUCAAAUCACCUGUUUCAAAGAAAGCAAAGAAGUAUGACUCUGAAGAAUCCGAUGAUGAUAUGAAAUAUGAAACUAAAAAGAAGAUAGAAAGUUCGGAAUCUGAGGAAGAGAAACCAAAGAAAAAGCUACCAACACCAAAAGAAACAAGUUACUCUACCAAGAAGAAGAAAUAAACUCCAAUCUUUCAACUUUG